Molecule: messenger RNA, 2930 nt
Organism: Mytilus californianus (California mussel)
Lineage: Eukaryota; Metazoa; Mollusca; Bivalvia; Mytilida; Mytilidae
Exons: 2
Coding region: 227-1318 (363 amino acids)
Source: RefSeq, a predicted model, not a curated record
UUGAAAAAAAUAAUACGAAGAAACAAAACGUAUAUGCCAAUAACAAAUUUCUUGGUUUACAUUUAAAGCCAUUUACAUGUUUGUCCUUGAUCCAAUUUGAAUUAAGUGUACAGACGAUAUCUUGCACAUUUACCUGACGAAGAAGAUAAUAUUUUGUCAUGUUAUUGAGGAAGUGAAAUAUAGUAGGUUUUUCAUUUAGGAAGCCAUUUUAAAACCUAUAUUCGAUAUGGCGACAUCCAUUUGUAAAGCACAAAUACCACUUUCAUGUCAACUGUGCAACCUUCGGAUAGCAAUACAAUGGAAAUGUACCGAAUGUGAAUUAUUGAUGUGUGACAAUUGCAAAAACAACGUUCACUCUCGGAUUAAGACUGCAGAAAAACAUAACAUUAUCACUAUCCUGGAGAUAGGUAAGGAUCUAUCAGAGCGUCUUAAGGCUCUUCAGAUUUCCGAGGUAUUUUCUUCCGUUUUUAAUGCAUAUACCACUGAAUUGCCGGGAAUCCACAAAUUGAUUUGCUGCGCUGAUGAUAUAAUUUAUUUUCUGAAUAGUAUAAGCUGGGAGGAGUGUAGUAUUUUGAAAGCUAAAUUGUUAAAGGCUUCCAUGAAAAUAUUUAAAAAAAUGGACAUUCAAUGUGUCGAUUUUGCUAUCAGUUUUAAUGAAGAAAUACUAUUUGCUCCGCUACCCGGAUCCAAACUUAUUGCGGUGACAACGACUACAAUGGAAACGAAGACUGUAUUGGAUGUUUCCCCAAACAAAAUCCUGGCAAUUUACAUGAGUAAACAUAAUGAACUUCUAAUUGGUCUUCGAGACAAUGGCAAAAAGUUCCCUGUAACUGAUUCAAGUACAAGACAAGUUGCUAUUUUCGGGACUGAUUAUAAACAUAGAUCAACAUUUGAGCGUGAUGGUACCGGGAAAAGGUUAUUCAAUUAUGCGAGAAGAAUCACAACCGACUCGGCUAAUAAUAUUUACGUAAUUGACUGGAUUAAUGAUGAUGAUGAUGAACACAUAGGAAGAGUAGUGAGCAUAAACAGAAAUGGCAGUAACAGAUUUGUCUACAACGGAUGCGCUUCUUUCAAUACACACGAAGCAGCCUUUAAUCCUGAGGAUAUUGCAGUUUCAUCGAGGGAUACAACAAUAAUAUCGGACUGUGAUAAUCAUGCUUUACAUGUUCUUAGUGCAAAUGGAGAAUUAAUAGGACUACAAAUCACAAAAAACUUUGAUAUUUUAUAUCCAUGCAGCUUAUGUAUAGACAAUGAAGGAUUUCUGUUGAUUGGAUCCAACGUAAAUAAAAACGCGAAGAUAUAUGUUGUGAAAUUAUGACCGUAAAACUAUAGCAAAUAUCAUUUAUGUUGAUAUGUCCACUUAUUUUUCAAAAACAACAAAAAAUUGAGAAUUAACCUGCUGAUUUGCUUUGUUUUUAUUUUAUGUUAUAAUGAAAAGACAUCGGAUAGAUGUACAAAUCUAAAGUACAUGUAUAGAGUAUAGAAAAAUAAAAUUAUGAAAAUAAGGGGAUGUGGUACAAUUGAAGGCAAACGUACGGCCUUAAACAAUGAGAAAUACCCAUACCAAAUUUUUAGGCAAUACAAAAUAUUUUUAUAACACUAAACAAGAGGCUAAUUUGUUUAAUUUACAGUGUGAAAAUGAGAAAUAUGUUUCUUUAAAUCGAAAAAAUAAUUAGAAAGACCUGAUUUUGACACACUUUGAUUCUCUAAAUAAAUGAACAUAUGCAGAAAUUAUGUACUGUUACCAGUGUUGAUUUUUUAUUGUUAAAAACUUCUAUCGAUUUUUCAUACGUUUUCCCGAACUUUUUUGAGUGAUAGUUUUAUUAUACAUGUUAUACUUUGAAGUUCGUUUCUUUCCCCCGUCAUUUUUUGGUUCCUUAAUUGUUAGACAAAACGUCAUCAAACGCAUUUAAAAGUAUCAUAAACUACACCGAAUCACAAUGUAAGUUUAUAAUGGUCCCACGUAACGUGUUGCGAGGGACAUGGAAAUACCGGGCGUCCGUCCGUCCGUCCGUCCGGUCUUGUUAGCGCUCUCACGUGUACAAUUCUUGCCAGAUUUUUAUGAAACUUAGGUUUAUAUCAGCAAUGUCUUGGACGAGUUCUAAAAUCAGUGCCGAUCAAUUAUUUUUAAAAGAUUUAUGCCCCUUGGACACAUUAAUUAUAUGGAAAAUUGCAUCGUUAGCGCUCUCAUGUGUACAAUUCUUGCCAGAAUUUUAUGAAACUUAUAUCAUAGGUUUAUAUCAGUAAUGUCUUGGAUGAGUUCGAAAAUCAGUGCCGAUCAAGUAUUUUUAAAAGAGAAAUGCCCUUGGAAACAUUAAUUAUAUGACAAAUUGCAUCGUUAGCGCUCUCGUGUGUACAAUUCUUGCCAGAAUUUUAUGAAAUUUAUAUCAUAGGUUUAUUUUAGCAAUGUCUUUUAUGAAUUCGAAAAUCGCAUUGCAUUUGCUCUGAAGCCUUCAUUUCUCUAAGAUAUAAUAUAUGAAUUGUUUAACAGAACAAAAAAAAAGUUCUUUUUUAAGUUAUUGCCCUUGGACAGAUAAAAUAUGUGCAACGCGGAGGACAUUGGAACUCUGUUCUGUUAUUCAUUGUUUUUAUUGAAAGUAUCACGAUAGUUGCUUUGUGUUCACAUUAAGAUAGGUUAUUUGUAUUUUGAUAUUAAACAAACGUGAAAUAUGAUUAUCGUUAAUUAUGUCAGUGUUAUUACAAAAUGAAUGGGAAGCCAUGUGUGCUAUAAUUUUUGAAUAAUUUGAUUGAAAAUUCAUUUUGAUACAAAUAUUUGAGCUGUUAAUUUUAUGAUUUUUGCAGUCAUGAUUAUGAUGUGUUAUAUAGCUAAGGUUUAUUGUUUUUUGUUUUUUGUAGCUUUUUACCAAUAUCACAGCGCACAUACAGAAUUCAUUGUGUUCCAUGAUUUUCGGAAUAAAUGAUUAAACCUG